This is a messenger RNA of Daktulosphaira vitifoliae (grape phylloxera), 1726 nucleotides long. Its product is annotated as zinc finger protein 91-like. Bases 147 to 1637 code for a protein of 496 amino acids. Gene Ontology annotation, biological process: regulation of transcription by RNA polymerase II. Gene Ontology annotation, cellular component: nucleus. The record is from RefSeq and is a predicted model, not a curated record. Gene Ontology annotation, molecular function: DNA-binding transcription factor activity, RNA polymerase II-specific; RNA polymerase II transcription regulatory region sequence-specific DNA binding. The transcript has 9 exons. Lineage: Eukaryota; Metazoa; Arthropoda; Insecta; Hemiptera; Phylloxeridae.
UUAUUAAAUAAAUUAAUAAAUUCAACAAUUUUUUUUUUAAUUAGUUAGUAGUUAGAUAUUUUGAAAUUAUUAAUCUUACAGUUACACCUACAAUAAAUAAUUUAUAAUUAAUUAAAUCAAAAAAUAAUUAUGAUAAAUUUAUAAAAAUGGACAAUGCUAGCACUGAUACACCUAUGAUCAUUUUUAAUAAUAAAGAACUAUUAUUAAAUUGUACUGUAGUCAGAGAAAAUUUAAAUUCAAAUGUAAUAAAUAAUUCAGUUAAACCAGCAAAUUUAAAUAUACUCACUAAGUAUGCACCUGGAAAGACUUUAUUACUAUCAAAUAGUAAUAACCAGCAAAAAAGAAAAGGUAAAGUACGCUUCAAAUGCUUACAUUGUGACUACUUAACUUUCAAGAAACAAAAUUUAGUACUACAUCUUCAGAAAAAACAUGAGACUAAAAAAUUACAAGAAAUUGAAAAUCACGGUAUGAGAAAAACUAUUGAAGUAUUUGCAUGUGCUAUUUGUAAGAUGACUUUUGGUACCUUAGAAAAAUGCCAAGAACAUUCAUUACAGCAUACAUAUAAAGAGAUAUACAAUAAUUCUAGUAAAAAUCAACCGAGUAAGAUUAUUACCACUAAUAAAAUUAAUUAUGAAGAUAUUGAAUAUAUUGCUAAAUGUGAAUAUUGUAAAUGUAAAUUCAGAUCAGAAAAUUCAAAAGCACUUCAUUUAUUAUGUCAUUCAAAUGAUAGUAAAGACUACAAAUGUAGUGAAAAGGAUUGUAAUUUUGUAACAUCAAGGUGGAAUACUUGUAGGACUCACUUGUGGAAAAGUCACAAAAUUAAUAUUGAUAUGUUUAAGUGUCACGUUUGCAAAAGAUAUGUGACUACAACUUAUCAUAAUCUAGUGAAUCACAUAUCAAUGAAACAUGGUAAAACUCUUACUUGUGUUGACUGUGGUGCUAAAUUUGAGAACUCCAUCCAACUACAAAAUCAUAGAGUAUUUCAUUCAAAGGCAAAAUGUACUAAUAAAGAAAGAUGGUACACGGAAAAAACUUGUUCAAUAUGUCAUAUGACAUUAGCAAAUUCAAAAAGUUUAAAACUUCAUACAAAAAAUGUUCAUUUAAAAUUGAAACCUUAUGUUUGUCAAGUAUGUAAUCACAAUUCAGCUACAAAGCACAUGAUGCAAGUUCAUAUGCGUCAGCAUACUGGUGAAAAACCAUUUUCAUGUAAUGCACCAAACUGUAACUUCAAAACAGGUGAUCAUAAUUCACUGCGACGACACAAACUUCGUCAUUCUGAAGACAGACCGUAUAAAUGUUUACAUUGUGACUACAAGUGUAUACAAGUAACAGCACUCAAAAGUCAUAUAACAAAUAACCAUCAAAAUAUAAUAGGCAGUUCUUAUUUUCUAUGUAAUCAGUGUACGUUUGGAAGUGUUAGUUUGAAAAGAUAUAAUGAUCAUUUGAUAAGUCAUGAUAACAAAACUCAAAAUGGUGUAGAAGUUAGUCCUGUUAAACACCAUGAUAGUAAAAUUGAUAUAACUGAUGAUGAUGAUACAGCACAAGGUUUUGUUGAUGAUACAGGUGGUAUAACUAUUUCAGAAAGUACUACGUGUAUUGUGUUAAAUGCAGAUGAUAAUGCAAUUAUGCUCACAUAAAAAUGGAAUUUUUCAUUGAACUCUAAAAAAUUACUCCAUUUAAAAUCAGUAAAAUAUUGUUUAAAUAUAUAUGAAAAUAUGUCAUACAA